AUAUAUAGCGCCCGCCCCGAUCGGCCUAAGCUUCGCCCGCCUCCCGCCCGCCUUCCGCAUGCCCCCGAACCCGACGCCGCAGCGCCGCGCGCAGCAGCAGCAGCACCACCACCGCCCCGUCACCGCCGGCGGCGGCAGGAGCCAGGACGCGGCCAUGUCGGCUUCGGCGUGCGACGAGGAGGCGUUCCAGGAGGUGGACCCGACGGGGCGGUUCGGGCGGUACGCGGCCGUGCUGGGGCUGGGCUCCGUGAAGAAGGUGUACCGCGGGUUCGACCAGGAGGAGGGCAUCGAGGUGGCGUGGAACCGGGUGCGCCUGCGCGCGCUGGCGGAGCGUGACCCCUCCAUGGUCGACCGCCUCCACGCCGAGGUGCGCCUCCUCCGCUCCCUCCACCACGACCACAUCAUCGGCUUCCACAAGGUCUGGCUCGACCGCGACGCCGGCGUGCUCAACUUCAUCACCGAGGUCUGCAACUCGGGCAGCCUCCGCGAGUACCGCGACCGCCACAAGCACGUCUCCCUCAAGGCGCUCAAGAAGUGGGCGCGCCAGAUCCUUGAGGGCCUCGACCACCUCCACACCCACGACCCCUGCAUCAUCCACCGCGACCUUAACUGCAGCAACGUCUUCAUCAACGGCAACACCGGCCAGGUGAAGAUCGGCGACCUCGGGCUGGCGGCGAUCGUGGACAAGGACCACACGGCGCACACGAUCCUGGGCACGCCCGAGUUCAUGGCGCCGGAGCUCUACUCGGAGACGUACACGGAGUCGGUGGACAUCUACUCGUACGGGAUGUGCGUGCUGGAGAUGGUGACGCGGGAGAUGCCCUACGGCGAGUGCGAGAGCGUGGUGCAGAUCUACCACAGCGUCACCAACGGCGUGCCCCCCGCCGCGCUCCGCCGCCUCAGGGACCCGGAGAUGCGGGCCUUCAUCCAGCGCUGCAUCGGCAAGCCGCGCAACCGCCCCUCCGCCGCCGACCUCCUGCGGGACCCUUUCUUCCACGGCAUCGACGACGACACCACCGGCACGCUCAGCUAGCAGCUAGCCCCCGGUCGCGAGGGUGGAUCGGAUAAUGUAGCAGUGUUAACUUGUCCACGUUGUUGUUAGUGGUUAGCUAGUAGUAGAAGCACGACGCUGAGUCCAAAUGCUUGUUUGAUUUGUGCUCCAGCAAGCAAGCGAGCGAGCAAAAUGUGUAAAGAUUAUGAUGGUCUCGACGGAAUUCGCCUGGGCCAGUCUGUAUUCUUAUUGGCGCAAAAUGCAAGGUGAAUUGGGAUGC
Molecule: messenger RNA, 1271 nt
Organism: Triticum urartu
Lineage: Eukaryota; Viridiplantae; Streptophyta; Magnoliopsida; Poales; Poaceae
Product: Protein kinase superfamily protein
Biological process (GO): protein phosphorylation
Molecular function (GO): ATP binding; protein kinase activity
Source: RefSeq, a predicted model, not a curated record